Messenger RNA from Nothobranchius furzeri (turquoise killifish), 1446 nucleotides. It is a transcript of the gene cyb5r3, whose product is annotated as cytochrome b5 reductase 3. The record is from RefSeq and is a predicted model, not a curated record. Lineage: Eukaryota; Metazoa; Chordata; Actinopteri; Cyprinodontiformes; Nothobranchiidae. Gene Ontology annotation, molecular function: oxidoreductase activity.
CUUUUUGGAAUCCCCAGCCGGAUGUUGUUCUCCGUACAUGCUUAGGACGCCUUCCAUGAGGGAUUGGUUCUCCUCCCCUUCAUAGCGUUUGUUGGUAGCGACCUCCAGCGCAGCUGCUUUCUGCUCCGACGAACAACCUUUCCGUUAUCUAAACAGACUGAAAAUGUUGUCCUACAUCAUUGGCCUGAUUCGAGGCGGUUUUGACAGCAUCGUGAACCUCAUCUUCAGACUUUUCUUCUCCAAGAGGAGACCUGCAAUCACCUUGGAGGACCCAAACAUUAAAUAUGCUCUGCGGCUGAUUGACAAACAGAUUGUAAGUCACGACACGAGGAAGUUCCGCUUCGCUCUGCCUUCUCCUCAACACGUCCUCGGCCUGCCCAUCGGGCAGCACAUUUAUCUGUCUGCAAAAGUAAACGGGCAGCUCGUCGUCCGCCCGUACACGCCAGUGUCCAGCGAUGAUGACAAAGGCUUCGUGGACCUGGUGGUGAAGGUUUACUUUAAAGGCGUCAACCCAAAAUUCCCCGAAGGAGGGAAGAUGAGUCAGCACCUGGAGAGCCUGAAGGUCAACGACACGGUAGACUUCCGAGGACCCAGCGGCCUCCUUGUUUACAAAGGAAAAGGUGUUUUUGCCAUUCAGCCUGAGAAAAAGUCUCCAGCUGUGACCAAAACAGCCAAACAUGUGGGCAUGAUCGCUGGAGGAACAGGGAUCACCCCCAUGCUGCAGCUCAUCACAGCUGUGAUGAAGGAUCCUCAGGACCAAACGGUGUGUCACCUGCUGUUUGCUAACCAGACUGAGAAGGACAUCCUGCUGCGGGAUGAGCUGGAGGAGAUCCAAGUCAACCAUCCGGACCGCUUCAAGCUGUGGUUCACCGUGGACCGAGCACCUGAGAACUGGGAGUACAGCCAGGGCUUCAUCAGCGAGGACAUGGUGAGGGAGCGUCUGCCCCCUCCCAGCGACGACACCCUCAUCCUGAUGUGUGGACCUCCGCCCAUGAUCCAGUUCGCCUGCAACCCCAACCUGGACAAAGUGGGACACUCCUCAAGCCACAGGUUCACCUUCUAGAGGUCCGUCCACCCGGAAGAAACGAGGGCAGGAUAUUGUACGGGACUCUGGCUCUCGUUUCUGCCGUGACUAACGCACUAAAGCAGCAAGUAUUGCACAUCGUUUGUUGAUCAUGUGGCACAAUCACAGCAAGGACCAACGAAUGAGGGGUGGAAGUUUGGGAUGGAAUUGUUUACGUGUUUGGUGUGAUAACGGGGACGUGUUUAGAAACCGAACCUGCUGUGGUUUCAUGUCAGAGGAUUUGAGGUUGGUGGCCGUUUUUCAGUGCCUUUGCACCAAAUAGCUUUUCUAAUAUCUUACCAUCGCUUGUUCCGCCCUUGGCAUUACCAAAGAUGUCAGGUUUGUGUUUAAUGUGCAGCUUAAACACGUUCUACUGAAAUAUU